Molecule: messenger RNA, 4296 nt
Organism: Schistosoma guineensis
Lineage: Eukaryota; Metazoa; Platyhelminthes; Trematoda; Strigeidida; Schistosomatidae
Source: the annotation of a GenBank genome assembly
GUCGGUGCUUUCAUGCACAUAUCUUGUUUUCUUUUUCAUUUAUGCACUACAUUGAACGAAAGUUAAUUCACAGAUCUCAAAUGACUUUUUAACAUAAUGUCAAGAAGAAUACAUUUCCAAGCAAAUAAUAAUAUGUUUAUCCGUCAGUAUAUUUGUUUUUAAGAUGAAGUAAUUUGUACAAAAUUAUACAAUUCCGUUCCUUUAUUCUGAUAGUUUGCAUAGAUUGUCUCUUGUGGAUACAAAUUUUAAGAAUGCAUUUACAUAAAAAAAUUAGCCUAUUCAAUAUUAUUAAUACUGUAACGAUUAUUUUAACUCAGUUCUAUGCUGAUACUGCUUAUACAAACCAUAAAACGCAAAACUAUUUUACUAAAAGUUCAAACUUAUAUUUUUAUGACCGAAUUAAUGAAGAUAUUAAUUUCAAUGAGAAAUACUUACCUCGACAAGCUAUCACAAGAAGGUUAAGGGAUGUUGUGCCGAUUAUGUUUCCCAUUAACUCAAAAGAAAUCGAAGUGUCCGAUCAUUUGAAAAGUCUAAUUGAAUCUAAUCAAAAUGGAAAUAUACCAAGUGAAGUUUAUUCAAACGAAAGGGUAGGUGAACAACAUGGAGAAGGUGAAGAAGGUGUAGAUGAUGUGAGUCACUGUGUUCCAAUUCAUGAAUCUGUUUGUCAUGGCCUUCAAUACACACAUACAUCGUUGCCUAAUUCAGUGGGUUUAACAACACAAGAAGAGGCCGCAAAACGCAUGAAUGACUACCGUUCCUUAAUCAAUGUUGGAUGUUCACAGUAUUUGAAAUUUUUCCUAUGUACGAUUUAUUUUCCAAUGUGUACUCCAGCUUUGAAUCCACCAGCUGCCUUACAACCAUGUCAAAAUUUAUGUCGUUAUGUUCAGUCAAAAUGUGAACCAAUUAUGAAAAGUUUUAGCUUCCCUUGGCCAAUUGAAUUGAAUUGUAAAUCAUUACCCUCCGAGUCCGGAAUGUGUAUACAACCACAAAAUUAUGAUUUAGAUAAACAAGGGGAAAUUAUAAGUCAAGGAAUUCCAUCUGAAGCUCAUGGAGCCAUUGCUAACUUGCUACCAGAUUUUGGUGAAUUUCUAGCUCAUCAAAAUGCACAAAAUCAACAACUGACAGGUGCGCAGACUAACCAGACAGAUAACAAUCAUGGGAAGAUAUCUCUUAUAGAUAAUAAUCAGUCUGGAUUGAUGAAGCAUCAUAUACUUCAUAGAGCCAAACUACAAGCCUCAAAGUGUUAUGUUGUUGAAAUCCUUUUAUAUUCCGAACAAGCGCAUGAUAAUAUUACAUGCGCCCGUCGGUGCAACGCUCAUUUGUUUUACAAACCAAUUGAAAAACGUUUUGCCAAUAUUUGGAUGUUAGUUUGGGCCAUACUUUGUUUAGCAUCAUGCACAAUGACAAUGAUUACAUUUACUCUAAGCCGUUCACGUUUCGCUUAUCCAGAGAGACCGAUUAUUUAUAUAUCAGUUUGUUACUUUUUUUAUUCUACUGGGUUCAUUUUACACGCUCUAAUUGGACGUGAUUCGGUGGCUUGUAGAAACAAAGUUGAAACUAUUUCAUCAUCAUUAUUACCCAGCGGAGUAUCACAAGAAGGAGCGAAGAAACUUCUUACAAGUGUGGCCCAGUCGAAGGUUAAUGUUACUUUCUUGAUAACUUCUGGACAUGAAGGUACAUGGUGUACUAUCGUAUUUCUUAUCCUGUUUUAUUUUAGUCAAGCUAGUUAUUUAUGGUGGGUUAUGUUAGCUAUCUCAUGGUUCUUAUCGGCUUCAUGUAAGUGGGGAUGUGAAGGCAUAGAAGCUAUCAGUAGUAUCUUACAUAUGCUCGCUUGGGCAGUUCCCGCAUUAAAGACUAUUAUCAUAUUAAUCAUGCACCGCAUUGAUGCAGAUGAGUUAACUGGGUUGUGCAAUGUUGGUUAUCAAAAUUCAACAAGUUUACUUGCAUUUAUAUUAUUGCCACAAGUUAUCUACCUGUUGUUGGGUAUUUUAUUUUUAUUGGUAGGUUUCCAUUCUUUGAUUUCUCUUCGAUCAAACUUGAAACAACAUGUUAAAAGUCUCAUGCCUGUUGCCAACACGAAAACAGGACUAGCAAACUGUUAUAACUCUCAGUUUAAAAGAAACGUUACAGCAACAUUAGCAACAUCAGCAACACCACUACAACCAAUAACGCUAACUAGUCCAGUCAUUCCUCUCAAUAAUGGGAAUAUACGACGUUUAGAUAAAUUGAUGAUAAAAAUAGCCAUAUUUUCUAUGUUAUAUGUUUUACCAAAGGCCUGUGUUAUUGGUGUGAAUAUUUACAAUUAUAUUAAUUACCCAAAAUGGAUGAAAACACUAGAUAAACUGGCGAAACAAACAAAUUGUUUGACGGAAUACGGUACAAAUUGGUCGUUGGUCACCCAAUGCGUUAGUGAUAAUCACUUCCCAUCAGUUGAAGCUAAUAUGCUACAAAUUUUCAUGUCAUUAGUUGUCGGUAUCACUUCAGGUAUGUGGGUAUGGUGUAACCGGAAAUCAUCAGAAACAUGGAUAAAAUGUAUGACAGGCAAAAAGAAAGAUUUAUCUAAACAUGAUUUGAAUUACCAUCAUCAUAUUUGUGAGGAUGCUGUUGCCGGUGUUGCUACUGGGAAUAAUAAUAAUUUGUCUCAAGUUGACCAAAAAGCACAACCUAUGAAUUCAACCUGUUGCAAUUCAAGAGGAGGAUGUGGAAUAAAUAGUCAGCAUCCAGGAAAUUUGUGGCAAUCUUAGAAGAAAUAUAUUUAUAAUGGAAUUCGCUAAUGUUUGAAAUGAGAUGGUAUCAACUAUCCAAUCUACUUCAUUUUAAUUCUUUGAAAAAGAUUCUUCAUGAUGGAAGUAACAAAGGAGAUUCUUACUACAUUUAUUGACGAAACAUCUACUUUUCGUUAGUCGAAGUUGUUCAACUAUCUGUCUUCCAAAAUGAAGAGAUUCCCAUUUUCGUUGUUUCAAAUUUCCCAAGAGAAUGAAAAUUAUGAGUUCAUCACCACACAUGUAAAUCGACUUGACCAUAUUUACAUUACGAUAAUAAAUCUAAUGAGUAAACACAAAACUUUCAGCAAAUAUAACUUAUAUCACCCUUAUUACUGAGUUACCGACAGAUCGACACUCAAACUCCACAGCAAUUUACGACUAGUCUAGUUGAUCCAGCUUUAAUAGCUUAUUUGAAGAGAGACUUUUUUCCCACGUCUGGAAACAGCAUCAAUUUUGAUAAUUCAAUGAACAAUACUAGUCACCUGGUAGUUGAUUCGUCUCAGUAUCAUCAGCAUGGAAUUGCACGAAACAACAUGAGAAAUUUAAUGCCUUCUGGAUCAUUAAAUUUAUCAUCUGGAGCAGCUUCAUGCACAAGUACAGUACCUUUGUCAUAUGGUUUAGGAACAAUGGAUAUGUCUUUAUUAAAUUCAAAUGAAUCGAAUUAUUGCAUUCGUUCGUCACAAAGACAAACCGUUAAAAUCAGACCGACUAAUAUUGGAAGACCUGACUUUUGAUUUACGUUCAUUUCAUUAGUAAAUAGUGUACAGUGUACUUGAAUAAAGUUCAACUAUGGCUAUAUUUAUCCACAAUAGCAUAUAUUCACCAACUUAUAAACAAGAGAUUAUAUCAAGGAAACUGUAACAUGGAACAAAAGUCAAAUGUGGAAAGAAUUAUAUCAUGCAAGUUUUGUUCAACCCAUACUAAUACAUAAUGACAUUAUAUUAUAAAGUCAUUUCAUAAAUGCUGAUUCCUUCAUUUGUUUUCCGUCAGCUAACUAUUUAUUAGUUUAAACGCAGAAACCGUCUUUACACACACACACACACAGUAUGCUCAUCUUUGUAUAUAAAUUAAUUUGUGAUUGAUAUUCCAGUAAUCUUUUAACUUGAAUUGUUUUCUUUUAUUCUUUUCAUAUUUGGUGAAAAUCAAGAAGUUUAUCAGCCUAUAUACCCACAUUCAUUUACAUUACCAUGAGUUAAUCUGUUCAAUUUUUGAGUGAACUUUAUCUUAAGUUUACCUAUUGGUUGUAGAGAAAAGAAGAUAAAUCAAAUUGUUCAAAAAACCCCCCCCAAAAAAACAAAGCAGUUGGAUAAAUUUAACUUGGUAUUGGUUAAUUAUAAUAAACUAAAUCAACAACUACUAAUUAACCAUGAUCAAUCAAUGUAGCCUAGAAAAUUCCUUUUCAAUUUAUUAUUAUUUUAAUUCCAUUCUAUUCGUAAUUUAUAAAACUUGUUUAAUACUUCCAUUUGGGAAAUGUGUAAACGUAUUCAAUUCUAAAGAAUAAUAUAAAUACUCAGCCUGAAUAAUUAUUAUC